Beta vulgaris subsp. vulgaris (sugar beet) is the source of this 423-nucleotide messenger RNA. RefSeq lists its product as uncharacterized. Gene Ontology annotation, biological process: DNA integration. Gene Ontology annotation, molecular function: nucleic acid binding. The transcript has a single exon. The record is from RefSeq and is a predicted model, not a curated record. Lineage: Eukaryota; Viridiplantae; Streptophyta; Magnoliopsida; Caryophyllales; Amaranthaceae. The coding region runs from base 1 to 423 and encodes 140 amino acids.
AUGCCCCAGUCUAUUGUCUUUGACAAUGGAACACAGUUUGAAACGCCUAAGCUGAAGGAUUGGCUGGCCAAGCAGGAUAUCAAAGCCCACUUCGCGGCCAUUGCUCAUCCUCAGGAAAACAACCAAGUGGAGGCAUUUAACAAGAUCCUCUCGAAUGACAUAAAAAAGAAGCUGGAUAACGCGAAAGGUUUAUGGGUUGAGGAACUACAAUUGGUUCUCUGGUCAAUCAGAACUACAUUCAAGAACUCAACUCGAGAAACCCCAUUCAUGCUCGUCUAUGGGUCUGAAGUCUACCUGCCAAUUGAAAUAGAAGAUCCCACUCUGAGAGUCAUGCUAUAUUCAGAGGAAGCCAACUGGGCUGCCCUUCGCACGACCUUGGAUCAGAUUCCAGAAGUUAGGGGUAAUGCUCUGUUAAGAAUGUAG